AAAGUAGGGCUUUGGCAUGGCUUCUGAUUAGAUUGAGAUUGUGCGCGUCGGUAGUGUUUAUCCGUUAUUCACGUUAUUUUUUAAUUUGAUUACGUAUUAUUUCAUUUGAAUAUACGGUUUUGAAAAUGGGUGCGUAUUUAUCAGAGCCGAAAACGACGAAAGAGAGCUCAGAUGCAGAAGGAGGGAAUAUGAAAUGCGGCGCAAGUUCGAUGCAAGGGUGGAGAAUUUCUCAAGAGGAUGCUCACAAUUGCAUUUUGGACUUUGACAAGAAUGCCUCAUUGUUUGCUGUGUACGACGGACAUGGCGGUCAUGAAGUAGCAGAAUAUUGCUCCAAAAAUCUGCCUGAUUUCAUAAAGAAAACAGAGAACUACACCAAAGGAGAGUUUGAACAGGCACUUAAAGAUGCUUUCCUUGGUUUCGACGCUACCUUGGCCACACCAGAAGUAGUUUCUCUCCUGAAAGCUAUAGCUAGCGGUAAAGAUGGAGAAAAGCCUGGUUCUGAAGCAGAGGCUGGAUCUGGCUCCGAGGAUGAGGAGGAAACAGUAGAUGGGUUAAUGCAGGAGGCACACAUGCCACUGGAACAGGUGAUGGCUAGGUACAAAGGUGCCGGACCACUGUGUCGGCUGCUGAAGGGGGAAGGGAAGCCGCCAGUGUCACCCAUGUUGAGAGGUCGCCGCUCCUCCUCCGGGAGUGCAAGUGGAAGUGGAGACGGACCUUCGGGCUCAGGCGCAGGCACCAGUCGCUCCUCCUCAGUGACAGAGGAUGCGGAAGUGAGCAGUUCCUCUAGUAGCCACGCGGAGGGUGCUGCAGUUGUGUGUAAUGGAGAGGCUGUUCACAUGAACGGAGAGGUAGGGGAGGAAGAGGGUGAUGCAGAGAAGAAAGGCAGUGAGGCUGAGGUGGACAGCAGUGAUAACAAGGAAGUGAAAGAGGAGAAAGUGUUGGACAAGGUUGAGAAGUGUGCAGAUGAAGGUGAGAAGAAAGUGGAAAGGACAGAAGCGGACAGUUCAGGGCAGAAUAAUGGUGAGAUCCAUAGUGGUGUGAGCAGCUCUUCGGAGACAGAGGCAGGUAAUGAUGGAAUCUCCAGUAGUAGCCCGUCCAAGAAGAAGAAGCGGAUUUCCUCUGCAGAGAUGUACCAGAAGUUGAUGAUGGAAGACUCUGAUUCUGAAGAGGAGGAUGAGACUUUCACUGCAGAUGCUGAAAGUGAGGAUGGGUCAAGUGAUGAAGCUGCAGAGGGUGCUGAGGAGAAAGAAGGAGAAGAUGAUGAAGAGUCCUCCGUAGAUGAUGAAGAAGAGGAUGAUGAUGAUGAUGUGGAGUAUCCAGGAAUGGAUGUAAAAGAGGAGCCUGGCUCAGACAGCGGGUGCACAGCAGUUGUAGCGUUAUUGGUCGGCUCAGAUCUGUGGGUUGCGAACGCUGGUGACUCCCGGUGCGUGGUGUCUCGUGAUGGCAAGGCACUGGAGAUGUCCGUGGACCACAAGCCUGAGGAUGAGCCAGAGAGGGUGAGGAUAGAAGCAGCUGGUGGCAAAGUCACCUGUGACGGACGAGUCAAUGGCGGACUCAACCUGUCUCGUGCUAUUGGAGACCACUCGUACAAGCAGGUGAAGUUGUUGCCACCCAGUCAGCAGAUGAUCACAGCGCUCCCUGACAUACAGAGGCUAACAUUGGAUCCUAGCAGGGACGAGUUUAUGGUGUUGGCCUGCGACGGCAUCUGGAAUUCCUUGAGCAGUCAGGAGGUGGUGGACUUUGUCCGGACCAAGUUGGAACAAAACACCGAGAAACUGUCGCAGAUCUGUGAGGAGGUAAGUGAAACCAAAAUCCUUGUUAUUUGCAGAAAAGCAAACAUGUAAAUAAUUGAUACGCUG
Molecule: messenger RNA, 1859 nt
Organism: Homalodisca vitripennis (glassy-winged sharpshooter)
Lineage: Eukaryota; Metazoa; Arthropoda; Insecta; Hemiptera; Cicadellidae
Product: probable protein phosphatase CG10417
Exons: 7
Coding region: 126-1844 (572 amino acids)
Biological process (GO): protein dephosphorylation
Molecular function (GO): cation binding; protein serine/threonine phosphatase activity
Source: RefSeq, a predicted model, not a curated record